Spodoptera litura is the source of this 2419-nucleotide messenger RNA. Its product is annotated as transcription termination factor 5, mitochondrial. Gene Ontology annotation, biological process: termination of mitochondrial transcription; regulation of DNA-templated transcription. The record is from RefSeq and is a predicted model, not a curated record. Gene Ontology annotation, molecular function: double-stranded DNA binding. Gene Ontology annotation, cellular component: mitochondrial matrix. NCBI's taxonomy places the organism in Eukaryota, Metazoa, Arthropoda, Insecta, Lepidoptera, Noctuidae.
ACAAUAAUAGUGGGGUAUGCUGUUUGUUAUUAUUUAUGUUUUAUAAUUUCUCACUAAAAUUAGUGUGUAAUAUUCUUUGAGGUAGAUUGAAUACCAUUAAAUGACGUAUAGGUAUUAAACUACUCGCAUAGUUGAUAAGAGAAGUAAGUAAUUAACAAUUUUUUCAAAAAUGAGGCUGUGCAUUAAAAAUUUGAGGUAUUUAAGUGGAGGAAUACAUUUUUCAAGCACUUCUCAAGUUAAAUCUAGACAGUACUCUCAUGGCAUACCUUUUCUGGAUUUUUACAAGAAAACUACAGGUACAACUAUAUCUGAGGAUCACCUAACAGUCCUCCAAAAGAAGCACCCGCACAUAAUGGAAGUAACACAUGACAGCCUGCAGUGCACACUACAGAUACUACAAAAGUUUGGCAUCACGCCUGAGGAAGCAUGUUGCAACCUCCAUGUAUUCAGUAUGAACCCCAUCACCAUGGAGAAUUAUGGUGAUAUACUCAGGGAAUGUCAAUUUGUAACUAUUUCAGCCAAACUUAUCAUUAAAUACCACACAUUUAUUAGAAAGCGAACUAUAGCUUGGCUGAAAAAGGAAGGACUACUCUCAGAAGACAUACAAUUAGAACAAAUAAUAUUAAACAAGUUCCAGGAAUGGCCAGAGAAUAGUAAAACUUUACAAACAUUCUGUGAUACUAAGACUUCAGUGUUAACAAUUCGAAUGAGUAUCUUAGAAAGAUUUCUCAACUGGAAGUUAGCAGUGUCUUCAGAAGAGUUUCGAAAGUACUGUAGAAACUACCUACCCCUCCAGCACAAGCCAAUGUCAGACAUCCAAGAAGCAAUCAGAAUAGCAGAGAAUGACAUAAAGUUCGACAAAGCGGGAAUCAGAAGAAAUGGCUUUGUUAUUUCCGCUGAUCCUUUACAUACAAAACUCAUUUUAGAAAAUGUUGGCACACUGGCCGGCAUGGAUAUUAGAGAUGUUUUGAAAAUAGAACCAGCUAUAUUGAAGAAUAAUUACAAUUCUAUUAUCCAAGUUCGAAAUAUUUUGGAGGAGUACAGAAUAUCUGAUGAGGCCCAAAGAAAAUGUUUGAAGGUAUACUGCAUGCGACCAGAAACUGUGCGUGAGCGUCUGGAUGAGCUCAGGAGUUUGAAAGAGUACAAAGUCUUAUCUACAAACCCUAGAAUGCUUCUACUCGUAAUACAUAAAAAUAAAAUGCUAAAUCGCCUAACUAAAAUAGAAUCUGCAAAAAAGCAAUGUUUCAGCUUGAAUCACUUAGUAUCUUCAUCGAAAGUGUUUAACAACUACAUCAGCGGUUUUGGCGACAAAGUGUGCGGUAGAGACAUAGCGAUACUGAUUGCUUCUUCUCUCAAAUUGCCAUCUCAAAAUGGUAGAGGGCAGGCAGCGCGCGUCAGCGCUGUACUGAACCAGUUGAGGCGACACAAGUACUGGCUACACGUCGCCAUGAGCGUUAUCGAUGAGAACAUACAGUUCCUUAGAAAUAAGUUCGAUCAUCAAAUCAUUAUUAAUAACUGUUUGAUCCUUCUGUAUCCUGUUUCCGAAGUGAAAUACUAUAUAGAGACGUUGCUAAGCAUGCGCAGUGGCCAGAAAGUGGCUGGUGCACAAAAUAACGAGCUGAGCUAUAGCAAUGUUCGUUACGACUGCCUGACAGACGCACAGAUCCUUAGUUUAGUGUUGUACACCAUUGAGAAGAAAUACUAUUUCAGUGGAGACGGCAUCUGGUGUCGACAGGACGGUUUAAAAGUUGAAACUCAGAAAAACUGACGGUGGUAUCGAACGAAGGUAUAGUCCAAUACUUUGUGAACAGAACUUUAAACCUGGUAUUGCCCAAAAAAAAGAGGAUGAUUAGACAGAAUGAUGCAAGUGAUGUUACAAUGUUUUCCUACUUCAAGUUAGGUGAAGGAAUUUGUACUUUUUUUAGCCGCCGUACUCAGAAUCAUUUAAUGAAAACUGAACUCAUUUCUUAGCAAUACCUAGUUUGCGGAACUAAAUCGUUACUAAGGAAUAAUUUAAGUAUAAAUCGGCAGUAGGUACUUAAAUAGGUACUUUAACUUCUUUGGCAUCAGUGAAUCUCUAAAUUAGCCGAUUGUAAAUACUUGUAUACAAUGGAAAGUGUUACAAAUAAUUAUUGCAAUAUAAUUGAUUUGCUGUAUUCACCUACAUUAGCUCGGAAAAUUUUUCAGGUUGAACCUAAUCAGAUGUUUUGUGAAUUGUGUUUUACAAAUAUUGUCUUCCAGAUCAAAUAUAUAGGUCUUCUAAACUAUCAAAAAUUCGUCACCAUGAAUAUGAAUAAAUAAAAAAUACUUAUUAUUUAAAUGUGAAUUAUGCAACGUGUACAUUAUUGUACCUAUAUACUUAAUUAUAGUGUAUUGAAGUGUAUAUAAAACAUGUAAGGUUAGUAAUAAAACUCACUUU